Molecule: messenger RNA, 2755 nt
Organism: Haliotis rufescens (red abalone)
Lineage: Eukaryota; Metazoa; Mollusca; Gastropoda; Lepetellida; Haliotidae
Exons: 6
Coding region: 2097-2522 (141 amino acids)
Source: RefSeq, a predicted model, not a curated record
CCCUGUGACAUCCUCCACCCACCCUCACAUCUCCCGCCCCUGUGACAUCCUCCACCCACCCUCACAUCUCCCGUCCCUGUGACAUCCUCCACCCACCCUCACAUCUCCCGUCCCUGUGACAUCCUCCACCCACCCUCACACCUCCCGCCCCUGUGACAUCCUCCACCCAUCCUCACACCUCCCGUCCCUGUGACAUCCUCCACCCACCCUCACAUCUCCCGUCCCUGUGACAUCCUCCACCCACCCUCACCUCUCCCGCCCCUGUGACAUCCUCCACCCACCCUCACCUCUCGCGUACCUGUGACAAUCUCCACCCACCCUCACAUCUCCCGUCCCUGUGACAUCCUCCACCCACCCUCACCUCUCGCGUACCUGUGACAAUCUCCACACACCCUCACAUCUCCCGUCCCUGUGACAUCCUCCACCCUCACAUCUCCCGUCCCUGUGACAUCCUCCACCCACCCUCACAUCUCCCGUCCCUGAGACAUCCUCCACCCACCCUCACACCUCCCGUCCCUGUGACAUCCUCCACCCACCCUCACAUCUCCCGUCCCUGUGACAUCCUCCACCCACCGUCACAUCUCCCGUCCCUGUGACAUCCUCCACCCACCCUCACAUCUCCCGUCCCUGUGACAUCCUCCACCCAGCCUCACACCUCCCGCCCCUGUGACAUCCUCCACCCAUCCUAACACCUCCAGUCCCUGUGACAUCCUCCACCCACCCUCACAUCUCCCGUCCCUGUGACAUCCUCCACCCACCCUCACAUCUCCCGUCCCUGUGACAUCCUCCACCCACCCUCACACCUCCCGCCCCUGUGACAUCCUCCACCCAUCCUCACACCUCCCGUCCCUGUGACAUCCUCCACCCACCCUCACAUCUCCCGUCCCUGUGACAUCCUCCACCCACCCUCACCUCUCCCGCCCCUGUGACAUCCUCCACCCACCCUCACCUCUCGCGUACCUGUGACAAUCUCCACCCACCCUCACAUCUCCCGUCCCUGUGACAUCCUCCACCCACCCUCACCUCUCGCGUACCUGUGACAAUCUCCACACACCCUCACAUCUCCCGUCCCUGUGACAUCCUCCACCCACCCUCACAUCUCCCGUCCCUGUGACAUCCUCCACCCACCCUCACCUCUCGCGUACCUGUGACAAUCUCCACACACCCUCACAUCUCCCGUCCCUGUGACAUCCUCCACCCACCCUCACAUCUCCCGUCCCUGUGACAACCUCCACCCACCCUCACAUCUCGCGUACCUGUGACAAUCUUCACCCACCCUCACAUCUCCCGUCCCUGUGACAACCUCCACCCACCCUCACACCUCCCGUCCCUGUGACAACCUCCACCCACCCUCACAUCUCCCGUCCCUGUGACAACCUCCACCCACCCUCACAUCUCCCGUCCCUGUGACAACCUCCACCCAACCUCACACCCCCCGUCCCUGUGACAACCUCCACCCUUCCUCACAUCUCCCGUCCCUGUGACAUCCUCCACCCACUCUCACAUCUCCCGUCCCUGUGACAUCCUCCACCCACCCUCACAUCUCCCGCCCCUGUGACAUCCUCCAUCCAUCCACACAUCUCCCGUCCCUGUGACAUCCUCCACCCACCCUCACAUCUUCCGUCUCUGUGACAUCCUCCACCCUUCCUCACAUCUCCCGUCCCUGUGACAAUCUCCACACACCCUCACAUCUUCCGUCCCUGUGACAUCGUCCACCCACCCUCACAUCUCGCGUACCUGUGACAAUCUCCACCCUUCCUCACAUCUCCCGUCCCUGUGACAAUCUCCACACACCCUCGCAUCCCCCGUCCCUGUGACAACCUCCACCCACCCUCACAUCCCCCGUCCCUGUGAUACGUCAUCCACCCAUCCCUGUGACGUCGUCUGUCACGUUUUCCCGCCGCCCUGCUCUCGACAAAGUGGUACGUGUUCCCACAUCAUUCAUUUCCUACCCACACAACGAGUUGACUAAGCUGUAUUACACUGUUUGUUUCCGCAUUCCCUACCUCCGUAUCACAACAUAACGGGAAACUGUGCCUCGUCCUGUGUGUCAGUCAGCUGGUGCGAACUCGCGAGACGGCUCUGGGAGAAGUACAAUGAGGGAAGCCUUAAUCCACCUAGGUCUUCACAUGUUUCUGGUGCUUGGUAUAUACGGGGAUCACGUCCACGUCCCGAAGCCACCAGAUGUACAUGUACCCGCGCCGUUCCGCGAUUGCCUGAAGAGGGUUUUACGUCUCAAUAUGACCGACAUAAGUAAACUACCAGGGGAACACAAUCUUCAUAAACUAUAUGAGUGUUUUUCAAGGGCCAUUGGACCACGUACCAGUUCACCUCCAUCAGCACCACCAACAUCACCUGGUCCCACUGCACUACCGAGGAAGACGCUGCUGAUUAUAAUGAUCUGCAUGGCGGCCCUCAUAGCCAUGUUAAUAGGAGUACUUUCCACUGUCUGCUUUUUCGCCUGCUGCAAGAAAAAGACAAGACGAGGGCAGGUUGCAGAAAUGGACGGCACUCAACUAUAGAUCUAUCUGCCGACCCCACAUGGUCCAUGGAUGAAGACAUAGACAAUACUCAACUGCUGUUAUAUCUGCUGACCCUACAACAUAGAAGCAGAUAUGCAGCACACUGGAGGUCCAGAGUUACAUUGUAACAUGUAAAUACCGUAUUCAACGUAAUAAGCGCCCCGGGCGCUCUCACAAUUAGAAAUAGGGGGCGCUUAUUAGAAUAUUAUUUUGAGUUGAAAACUGGUAAAUUU